Molecule: messenger RNA, 10712 nt
Organism: Neoarius graeffei (lesser salmon catfish)
Lineage: Eukaryota; Metazoa; Chordata; Actinopteri; Siluriformes; Ariidae
Gene: nbeal2
Product: neurobeachin-like 2
Exons: 55
Coding region: 400-8718 (2772 amino acids)
Biological process (GO): intracellular protein localization
Cellular component (GO): membrane; cytosol
Molecular function (GO): protein kinase binding
Source: RefSeq, a predicted model, not a curated record
GUGUAUAUGUGUGUGUGUGAGUGUGUGUAUUGGGCGGAAAGUCAACCUUGCAUUUAGCUGGAAGUUUCCAGGGGUUCUCCAGAUGUGUGAUGCUUGUUUACACAUGCUGUGUUUCUGGUGUUGUCGCUGACAUCUUGCUGUGUGUGUAGGGUUUAUUCUGACACCAAGUCAUGCGCGAUCAAAGCCCUGUAACUUUGGGAGAGCUGGCUGAGCAGGCAGCCUCCUGUUGAGGAGAGGAGAGGAGAGGAGAGGGAACUAAGGAAAGGAGCAUGCCAUUCUUCACCGGGUGGAUCCGCCAGUGCCAGCGCCUCUUCGCAUGUAAAGACUCGGCUCAUCAAAAGUUCAAUGGUUUAAUAAUUUGCUCCUGAAGGAGAGCCGAAGCAGCAGGGUGGCAGGAGAAUGGCUUCGACUGAGCUCUGGAUGUUAUAUACCAAGCAGAAAGAUCCUACCUACCUGCAGCAGUUUCUGGAAGCUUUUGUGGUGUCCUUUGAGAAGAUCAUCGAUGUACAGUCCCUGGAGCCACGCCGUCUGGAGGAGUGGAAUGCUGAGGUGCCUGUUGUUCCGCGAGAUUUUCUCGUGUUCCUGGGAACGCAGCUGUGUCACAGCGUCCUGCACCUGUCCGGUCAGGAGCAGAACAACAGCGUGCCUCACCCGCUGCUCCUCAUCAAGUUCUUCAUCAUCAUUUGCAGGAACAUGGAGAAUAUUGACCCUGACAAGACCCCCGGCUUUUUGCUUGAAACCGUCAAGCUGUUAAAAUACUGUCUGGAUCAGAUAAAGAAGAAGGCAGAGGAGCAAAGCACUCUACAGUCAGUGGUACAGCACUGCCUGCUGCUCUGUGAAAACCUCUUUGACCCUUAUCAGACAUGGAGGAGACGGCAGGCAGGUGAGGAGGUCAGCAUGCUGGAAAGGAGCAAAUAUAAAUUCUCCCCUCUCGCCCUGACAGAGGAGCUACCUGCAUUCUUUCAUGACUGCCUGCAGGAGAGCGAGCGAAUUCCUGAUCCUCUGCUGCAGCGGCUGGUGCAUCUACAGGGUGCCGUCACUAGCGGGUGCAAGAAGAAUGGCCUGCUCUCCAUCACACCCCACGCUGUGGAGGAUCUCAUGUCUGUGCUGCGCUCCUGGUGCCUUCGUCCUGCCCAAGAUGAGCCCAAGGACCCAAAGGUGUUGCACCUCACGCUGCGCUGCCUGACUGCCAUGAUCCACCUGCUGCACUGCAGCAGCCCUGCCGAAAGGCAGGUGGAGAUUAAGACCGUGCUCAACAACUAUUUCCAGCUGCUCAACUGGAACAGACCACCAGCGAACGGACAGGAAGAUGACCUAACCUGGGAGGAGAGCAUCGUCACCCUGCAAACGCACAUGCUCAAUGCCAUCCCAGAGAUUCUGCAGUGUCCCGACCGACCCGUCCUGCAAGCCAUUUUUCUGAACAAUAACUGCUUCGAGCACAUUCUCCGGCUCAUCCAGAACAGCAAGCUCUAUCAAAGCAGCAGGGGUAGAACAGAGUAUGAGGCUCAGGGUGACCUCACCAUGCGUUUGCUCACAGAAGCUGAAGUGGAGCAGGUGUGGGAAAAAGGUUCUGACUGCAUUACAGUACAUGCCAUUGGAGUUCUCACUGCCAUCAUGAGCAACUCACCAUCAGCCAAGGAAGUCUUUAAGGAGCGCAUAGGAUACUCACAGCUCUUUGAUGUUUUAAAAAGUCAAGGGCAGCCGACCAAAAGGCUCCUCCAAGAGCUCAUGAACAUGGCAGUUGAAGGAGAGCACUGCCAGGCUGUCCCACUGGGAAUCAGUAAUGAGCAGCCCCUGCUCCUGCUUCUGCAGUGGCUUCCUGAGCUAGGUUCUCGCUCUCUGCAGCUGCUGGUGUGCGAGUGGCUGUUAGCAGUGUGCCGUGGUUCUUUGGCGUGCCGCUCUGUGGCCGUGGAAGCCGGCUUGGUGGACGCCGUGCUGGAUGUGCUGAACCAGGGUCCCGAGCGGCUUGAGCGCCAGUGUGCAGACGCUCUAUUGGGCCUGGUGCAGGAGCUCGGCUCACUUUCGCUGCGCCCUCAUCACCUCAAGAGACUCUUGAGCCUGCUGCGCACCAACCCGGGCUCAUCACCUCAUCCCUACUGCACUCGCACCGUACGGGCCCUUGCUGCAAUGGCCGCCCAUGCCCACACAGGCACCAGUGCUUUGCAGUACUUUGACCUCACGCCACCCAUGGCUGGCAUCAUGGUGCCCACGAUCAACCGCUGGCCGGGUAAUGGUUUCGCUUUUCACGCCUGGCUGUGCCUUAACACCAACUUCCCCCCUCCAGUGCACCAACACCACUCUGAGUCGCAUGUCACCAUCCCUGAUAAUACUCUCCGUAUGACCAAGGGUCCUCGUCGCAAACAGCUCUACAGCUUCUUCACGGCAAGUGGGACAGGGUUCGAGGCCUUCUUCACCAUGGAGGGAGUGCUGGUGGUGGCUGUGUGCACCAAGAAAGAGUACAUGGCUGUUUCACUUCCCGAAAGGCCCCUCAAUGAUGGUUCCUGGCACUCUUUAGCUAUAGUCCACGUCUCGGGUCGAAGGCCGUUUGGACAAAACCUGGUCACUAUCUAUGUGGAUGGAAACGCGUGUAAGACAGCACAGCUGCGUUUCCCUACACUCAGUGAGCCUUUUACGUCCUGCUGUAUUGGUUCCGCGGGUCACCGGACCACCACUACCACCACCUCGCCGACUCUGUCUUCCCCGGUACACUCAUCUGAGCUGGCGUUCUCGGUGUCCACUGGCCCUCCAGCUCUCACCCGCUCUCAGUCUUUCCCAGCUUCAUUUGCUGCAGGAGGGGGAACACGCUGGGGUUUGGGCAGAGAUGUCCCUGUCUACACCAUUCCCGCAGGACUACAGGACACAGAGUGGGGCUCACCGUCAUCACUGGAUGGACUGCUGGCCACUGCCUUCAUUUGUUAUGAAGCACUGCAGCCUGCACAGACACACGCACUCUAUAAGGCUGGUCCCAAUAGCGUGUCCCUGUUUAAAGCGGACGGAGAACUCUCAGAGCUCUGCAGUAAACUCCUGUUGUACUACACACCUCAGGCCUUUAAAAACCAGAUCUGUCUGGAUCUCUCUCUCAACCAUGUGUAUGACGGCAGACUAACUGGACACAGGGUUGUCAACUGGGACAUCAAGGACGUGCUGAACUGUGUGGGUGGAAUGGGGGCCCUGCUGCCCCUGCUAGAGCAGGUGUGUGUGCUGGAACAGGGUGAGGCUGCUGCACAGGAGACAUCUGACCUGCUGGGACCAGAUCUCACCUCCCCCAGGGGUCCUGCUGGCAUGCUGCUCCCCCUGGGAAAAUCCUGUGAGGGCCGUUUGGAAAGGAACAGCGUGGCUGCAUUCCUCCUAAUGGUUAGGAACAUGCUGCGCCAUCAUCCAGUCAAUCAAGAGAGUCUCCUCCAAUGCCACGGACCUCCCAUCAUAGGAGCCAUGCUCAGCAAGGUGCCUAGCACUAUGAUGGAUAUGAGCGUGCUGAUGGCAUGCCAGCUGCUCCUGGAUCAGGUCUCCAGUGAUGACAACAGCGCUCUGCUGUCUCAGCUCUACCAGCACCUCCUGUUUGAUUUCCGCAUCUGGAGCCACUGUCACUUUGCAGUCUGCCUCGGUCAUGUACAGUAUCUGUCCUCGAUCUUGAAGGAGGGUAAACACAGAACACGCAGAAAGUAUGGGGUUCAGUACGUCCUGGACUCCAUUCGCUCACACUACAGUGUGGAGAAGGAUGGCAGUGCUCUGUCAGAUGAGAGGAAGACAGUGCAGAUGUUGCUCUUUGAGCUACUGAAGGAUUUCCUGUUGAAGUCUCCCACUACGAAGGAGCUGCACAGUAUUCUGGCAUACGCUGCAGUAGUGCAGGACCAGCAGCAGGCGAUCAUUCUGUUGGAUAUUUUGUAUAGUGUGCUGAGGAGCAGUCCUCAGGCUCUGUCUGUGCUGCUGGAGUGGGGCGUGGAGCAGCUCUUCUGUCUGCUACUGAAGCCCAGCUUUAGUGAUGACGCACAUGAAAGAGUGUUCAGGAUCAUGUACAAAGUGCUGAAGAGCGAGCGAGUCCCAGAGCGCAAUAAACAGCGCGUCAAGCUGCGAGAGCCCACCUACCUGGGUCUUGUCUGCUUCCUGGAGGAGGUCCCAGUCUCAAUGACGAUCAUCCGCUGCCUAUACGAGCAGGUGCUGGCUACAGAUCCCUCACCCAGCUUUAGAGACCUUUUGGCAGUAGUGUACCUGUCCCAUCGGGCUGAUCUCACUGUACGACUGGAUGUAUGUCGCAAGCUUUUCUACCUGAUCUACUCCAACGAGGACUACAUUAAGCAGCUGGCCCGGCAACCUGGCUGGCAAGACAUUCUCACUAAACUCUAUGUCAAAGAGUCCUAUGAGUCUCGUACUACCAGCAUAUCCAGCCCUCACCCCUCACUGGAGCAUAUUCCUUCCAGGCCCCUCCUCCAAAGGGAUGACAGCAUGAUUGACGGCCCUCGCUCUGAUGUCUUCAUCCCCUACAGCUCCCAGCGUGAGGAAGCAGAGGAGGACGAGGAUGAUGGAGACGAAGAACCACCUCGGGAUAUUGCAGAUAGUUUUAUCGAAUUGUCUCAGUCUCCGCCUGCAGGAGGUCAGCUGAAGCGCUUCAGUGACUCGAUGAACUUCAAGUCUUUCGACUCGGUGGAACAGAGCAGCCGAUCGUCAUCCCUGUCCAACACAGUGGAUACGCCAUCUAUGCCACAGCUGUUGGAUGAAGAUGAUGAGGGUCUCUAUCAGCCGACCUCACCAUUUGGUACAUCGCCUGAGACUCCAGAUACACCAUCUUCUCUAGAACAUAAUAAGACCUUUCCUGGCCUCAGAGCACGCAAGAGCUCCAGUUUGUCGAAUGUACUGGAUGACGCCAGCUACUGCACUGAGCCUCCAACUGCCGACAGCAUCUCCAACAACUCCAACCCACAGCAGGCACCAGAGGAAGAGUUGUGCAACUUGCUGACUAACAUUGUGUUCCGAGUGCUGUGGACUGGCACAGAAGGCAUGGAGGAUGCAGUGUGGAGGGAGAGAGGACAGGUUUUCUCUGCCCUCACCAAAUUGGGCUCUUCCUGGCAGCUUGUGCGCCCCCCGGAUGAUAUCAAGCGCAAUCUUUUGGAGAUGAUGCUGGAGUCGUCUCUUUCGGACCUACGGGACUCUCAGGGCAUGGCUUUGCCUCAUAUUCCCUCCUUGCUUCGCCUUCUCAGACUGCUCCAGGAUUUCCUGUUCGCAGAGGGCACUGACAAUCAAACACUGUGGAGUGAAAAGAUCUUUGAAGGAGUGGUGAAUCUGCUCGACAGGCUGCAAGCUUGGCACACUACUUCUGCAACAGCCAGUGCUACAGAGCUCAAACGGAUGGCUCAGAUUGGCCUGUGGAUCAUUACUGGAUACAUACAGCAGCAGAACUCACAGGUGUGUGAGAUGGCAUGCGUGAAGCUACGCAGUCUGCUGCAGACUGUGUUGUGUCUCUCAUGGGAGGAGGUGUGUUUCCUGUUGGGUCGUCUGGGAGCCAAUGUGUGGCCUGCAGAAGGCAUGUCUCUGACAGCGCCAGUGGUGCGCACUCUCCUGGACCAGCAUGCUGACCCAACCAAGCUGCAACAGCUUCUACCCAGCCUGCCCCCGACCAACGGCAGCACCACCUUCGCCCAGGAUCUGCAGUCCUACUGUAACACAGCUGAGUGGCAGCACUUCUACUGCAACCAUGUGAGACCCACCAUGCAGCAGUAUGAGCUGGACACUUUUGGGAAAAGCCACGACUUACUGUCCAACUUUUGGAACUCGUGUUUUGAUGACCUAAUGAGCACUGCCGAAAAGAAGAACAAGGACAAAGCAGAUUUCAAAGCCAAGUUUCAGGAGUUGAUUGUGGACCCGUACCUGAAGCAUGUACGCAUUGAGAACAGUCGCUAUGUGAGUGCACAGAAGCUAAAUAACAGCCAGCAGGUGGUGGUGUGGAAGCACUGGAAAUCCCUGCGCAGGCUGCUCACCAGUGAGAGAGGAGCUUGGGCAAACAGGGAUGAGUCAGAAGUGAAGUGGAAGCUGUCUAAUGCGGAGACAUACUCCAAGAUGCGUUUGAAGCUUGUGCCCAACUACAACUUUGACUCCCACAGCGAGGCCAGUGCACUUCGGGAUAACAUGGGAGCCGAGAGUCCACGUAGUUCCACCGAGCCCCCUCCACUGGCUGUAGCUAGGGAAGCUAAAGUGUGUGACAUGGAAGACGACCAACUGGAGUUAGAAGACCUUCUCUUCAUCGACAGCCAGGUGGAGGAAGUGGAGGAGGGGAGCCAAAAGGAGAAGCUUGUGCUCUCUGAGGACUGUGAGCUCAUCACUAUAGUGGCUGUGGUAAUGGGUCGCCUCGAGGUUACUACACACCACAUCUACUUCUAUGAUGCGAGCAGUGAGAAGGAGGAGACAGAGGAAGGGAUAGGCUUUGAUUUCAAGCGCCCACUGAGCCAGCUGAGAGAGGUCCAUCUGAGACGAUAUAACCUGCGCCGCUCAGCCCUCGAGCUUUUCUUUAUCGACCAGGCUCACUACUUCAUCAACUUCAGGAAGAAGGUACGGAACAAAGUCUACUCCAGGAUUCUCGGUCUUCGGCCACCUAAUCUCUUUUACUUUGGUUCCCGUUCUCCUCAGGAACUCCUCAAAGCCUCUAAUCUCACUCAGAAAUGGGUGUGCAGAGAGAUCUCAAACUUUGAGUAUCUCAUGCAGCUCAACACCAUUGCUGGUCGCACCUACAACGAUUUGUCGCAGUACCCUGUGUUCCCUUGGGUGCUAUGUGACUACACAUCUAAUGUACUGGACUUGGAAGACCCGGCUGUGUUCAGAGAUCUGUCUAAGCCCAUCGGAGUGGUGAACCCUCGCCAUGCCCAAGAUGUCCGAGAGAAGUACGAGAGCUUUGAAGACCCCGCAGGCACCGUUGAUAAGUUCCACUACGGCACACACUACUCCAACGCAGCAGGCGUCAUGCACUACAUGAUCCGCAUGGAGCCUUUCACCAGGCUGCACAUCCAGCUGCAGAGCGGCAAGUUUGACUGCGCAGACAGACAGUUCCACUCAGUAGCAGCAGCAUGGCAGGCUCGUAUGGAGAGCCCAGCUGAUGUGAAAGAGCUCAUCCCGGAGUUCUUUUAUUUCCCAGAAUUCCUGCAGAACAUGAAUGGGUUCAAUUUGGGCUGUCUUCAGGUAAACCAGGAACAAGUGAAUGAUGUGGUUCUGCCACGCUGGGCCUCUUCUAGAGAAGAUUUCAUCAGAAAACACCGCCAGGCACUGGAGAGUGAGCAUGUGUCUGCCCACCUGCAUGAGUGGAUCGAUCUGAUAUUUGGUUAUAAACAGCGUGGGCCCGAGGCUGUGGAGGCGCUCAAUGUGUUCUACUACUGCACGUAUGAAGGUGCUGUGGAUCUGGAUGCCAUUGCCAAUGAGACUGAACGCAAGGCUCUGGAGGGCAUCAUCAGUAACUUUGGUCAAACACCUUGUCAGCUUCUCAAGGAGCCCCAUCCUCCCCGCAUGUCAGCACAGAGCGCGUCCCGACGGCAGGCACGUAUCGACACUCUGCCUCCUAACAUCUUCGAGCAGCUGGACAAACUGAGACCAUUCGUCGAGGUGGUGAAUGACGGUGUGCCGCUAGUGCAGGCUAUGGUGCCCAGAAAUCAGACCCGCUCCUUCAUCAACCAAGGGUCUGAUGUGCUGGUGACUGUGAAUGCUAAAGGACAGAUAGGAACACACAGCUGGCUGCCCUACGACAAGAACAUCGCCAAUUAUUUUACCUUUACUAAGGACCCCACUAUGAGCAAUCCAAAAACACAGCGGUUCUUGAGUGGCCCCUUCUCCCCAGGGGUAGAUAUCGGGUCCCAGGUGCUGGUGGUGUCCAGUGACGCGCGCCUGCUGUUCAGCGGGGGACACUGGGACUGCAGCCUCCGUGUUACCACACUGGCCAAGGCCAAACUGGUGGGCAGGAUCUGCUGUCACAUAGACGUGGUGACGUGUCUGGCUUUGGACCUGUGCGGUAUCUACCUCAUCUCAGGCUCUCGUGACACUACCUGCAUGGUGUGGCAGGUUCUCCAGCAGGGUGGUUUCUCCAGUGGUCUGUCUCCACGACCAGUGCAGGUGCUGUGUGGUCAUGAUGCAGAGGUCACCUGUGUCUCCAUUAGCACUGAGCUGGAUAUGGCUGUUUCAGGAUCAAAAGACGGGACGGUGAUCGUGCACAGCAUCCAGCGAGGUCAGUAUCUCCGCACACUGCGUGCUCCCUGUGAGAGCUGCGUUUCUGUCCGGGUUAACCAGCUGCAGGUGGGAAUGGAGGGUCACAUGGUGGCACAAUCCAUCCUGGAGGGCUGCUCUGCUGGGAAGGAGAAGUACGCACUGCAUGUGUACUCCGUCAACGGCACACUGAUGGCGUCCAUGGUACUGGAGGAGCCAGUGUCGGCGCUCUGUUUGGUUUCUGACUACCUCAUACUGGGCACACUACAGGGCAACCUGCACAUUAAAGACCUGUUCAGCUUAGAGCAGGCUGCUAAGCCCUUGGCGCUGAAGCUCCCUAUUCGCAGUGUAUCAGUCACCAAGGAGAGCAGUCACAUUCUGGUGGGACUGGAGGAUGGCAAGCUCAUUGUCGUGGGAGCUGGGAAACCAGAAGAGGUGCGCUCAGGUCAGUUCUCUCGGCGUCUCUGGAGAUCAACGCGCAGAAUCUCUCAGGUGUCUUCAGGAGAGACUGAGUACACCCCUACUGAGCAUGCUGGGAAAUGAGCAUCAUACACACUCCACUCCACAGGCCUUCAAUAGGACUCUUCUUAGACACACACACACAUCUGAGAUGUUGAUCCUGAACACAGGUCUACAUACUUGGAGCUGCUGCUGCUGGUUUUAUGGAAUAAAGCAGAGUCAUCCAAAGCUGCACUUUUUAAAAAAAAAUUAAUAAUAAUAAUAAUAAUAAUAAAGGGAAAGGAACAUUUUCUAUUUUAUUGUUUUAAGCAGAAAUCAUUCCAAAGAUUGAGAAGCAGAGAGAGGCUGAGACUCACAGGAACUGGGAUGUGAGAGUGGGUUUGAUCUCAGAGCCAGGAAUUCUGGAAUAACAGGACAAAGUCCUGACACACACCGUCUACUCUGGGCAUGAAGCUCCGUGCACACACACACACACAAGCACACACACCUCUCUCGAGCUGCUGGACACAGCUGGAGUACGUCAUCAUCUGUGACACUCGCUCUGUUGUGCAGUGCUGCGAUUGUGUAACACCUGAACUCGAAGCUACCUGCACACUGCUAUACCAACAGAAAACUUUUACGUGUGUGUGUGUGUGUGUGUGUGAGAGAGAGAGAGAGAGAGAACAUUCUUUUACGUAUUUGUGUGUGUGUGAGAGAGAGAGAGAGAGAGAGAGAGAGCAUUCUUUUAUGUAUUGUGUGUGUGUGUGUGUGUGUGUGUGUGUGUGUGUGUGUGUGUGUGUGUGUGUGUGAGUGUGAUAGAGAGAGAAUAUUUCAUGGUUACACACUGUUGCUUAAAGCAAUAAUCAGUGCACAAGUUCUGUUUAGUUGUUUUCACUUUUGCCUGAUACGCUUUUAAUGCACUCUGGAGUUUCAGAAAACCUGUCAAAUCUGUGCCUUAAAAAUUCUGUCUGGAGUUUAUACUGUACUACAUAUAACCGCUACACAAGUCUAUAUUUUGUAAUCACACUUUUGUGUUCCACUCAUGCCUGUUGCUUGUGUUUUUGGUUUUGUUAUUUUUUCUUAUCGGCCUUGUGCACUGGUUCUAGGUUUUCCCUUUUCCUGUCGUAUAAAAAGUGCCUUCCUGAUUCCUGAGUUAAAACACAUUGCUUUGAAAGUGUAUGCUUUCGUUACUUCUCAUCAGUCAGGUACUCUAGUCCUCUCCCUGUCUCUUUCCUCUUUGUUCUUGCCCUGAUCUCUCUUAAGUUGAGCUGUCAAGUGCCUCAAUGACUAAAACAAUUAGAAAUGAAUGUGUCAUAGCAAUACGUGAAACUGCUUUUACACCGGUCAUAUGGACAGACAGAACGCCAAGCAUUUUGAGUCGUCCACACUGGUAUGUUUUUCUUUUUUACUAAAACACUGAAUGCUUUGAAGAGUGUUGGGUGUCUGUGGAACACAUGGGAAAUGCAGCCAUGCUGAGCUCAAGCUGCAGUAUCUAACUAUCCCCCCACCCCUUCAAAAAAAAAAAAAAAUUCUACUCACGUAGACUGCCACUCAGCACACAGCCUCUUUACCACCCACUCACUCACUCACUCACUCACUCUUUCUACUUCAUUUCAGGUCGAACCCUGGCAAACCAUCAAUAUCCAAUACCUUUUAAACGCCCUUGAAUGCCGUAUUGUUUGCACCUCGCCCCUCCAAUACACACGCACACACUUUUCUGCAUACUAUGUACAAUUUGCUCAUCCAGCUGAAGCCAUGUCCUCUAGUUUGUAUUUCAAGUCUCAUUUGUAAUGAACGCUGCCGUGCAGAGUGAAUGAGUCUUUUCAUGUUCGCACCACUGUCUGAUUUCUAUUCAUGCCCUGCACUCUGAGUAAACGCAGUGGGAAUAAACGAUGUGAAGAGAUGCCUUGCGGUGGGCUCUGGCACGCACACUGUUGGGAGAUUUGCCUACACAUAAAUUCAUAUCACUGCGUUCAGUCUUGUAGCUGGCUGGGACUUAUUAACCGCCACACACCUUGCAGUCUGUCUCUCUGUACUUGUUCUUUUUUCACAGUAUGUGUGUGGACUCACUGAAAUGAAAUGCAUCCUGUUACUCACAA